Messenger RNA from Bursaphelenchus okinawaensis, 1247 nucleotides. Lineage: Eukaryota; Metazoa; Nematoda; Chromadorea; Rhabditida; Aphelenchoididae. The record is from the annotation of a GenBank genome assembly.
AUGCCAGCCGGCUGUGCAAAACGCUUUUUCUUAUAUUGUUUGCUGGUUGAAGUCGUUUUAGGCGGAGGCCUCACAUUUACAGAAAGGUAAGGGAUUUUGAGUUGAGUUAUAUUUUUUUAUUUUAGAUCUGAUAUUUGAUUAUGUCUUGAAUUUACUUUAAAAAUUUAAAAACGUUUUAUAAGUAAAGUUUUUGGUUUAUCCUGGAUUUAAAAAAAGUAAAGAUGUUAGAAAAAUAAUAUACAAGAAAAGUACCUGCCGCGCUCAAAAUCAGCUUAAAGUUUUAAUAUAACUUCUUUGUAUCACCAAUAGGACCCAUAAAAAAUUUUAGCUUGUGCUUCUGGGUUUUGAAUUUGAAAUAUUUGAGUUUUCCGCCAAUUUGCUAAAUUUGGCAUUGUGUUUCAAGCACUUUUUUUUGAGUUGCCAGACAAGUUACGCUUACAACUUUAAAAAGUAGGUUUAUUUAAAGAUGCCCUACAAGUAUAUUAAAGAAAAAUGCUUAAAAGUAAAAAAAUGACAAAAUGAUAAGCUUGAUACACAAUAUCAAUUUUGCGGGAAAUUCAAAAUGUAAUUUUUUGAUUACGAUUUUCUUGAAAUUGACGGUAAAUGCGAUUUAAAACUUUGUUUAAGAUCUUAUGUUUACAUGAGCUUUCUAUAUAAAAAGUUUGAAAACAAUCAGAGCGGGGUAGGUCGAGCACUUUCCUUGAUAGUCAGGAGGGGGAAGGGACCAAUAAUUUUUUUUUGUUUUAUAGAUUACAGUGGAAAAUCUUUAUUUUUUUAAUAACCUUACUUUACCCUAUCUUAUUCUAUCUUACUCUACCUUAUUCUAUCCUAACCUACAUUACCUUAUUUUAUUCUAUCUUACCAUAUUCUACCCUAACUUCCAUAGAAAAUGUCACAUUUUCUUUUCCAGAGACCGACAAGAGCACCAAGCAGCGAUAGACGAAGUAAACAAGCGCAACCAUGACCUGAAUGCAUCUCACGUUGAAGAACAUGGCUUUUUCCGUUUUGUUUUUGGCAAAAACGGUCAGAAGACUCUACGUUACCACAAAUUGAACCCAAAUACUGGAGCUAUCGUGUUCAGCAACUCAUCCUUUGACUAUUCCAAUCACAAUGAUCCUUGGCAUUACUCGGUCAACAAGUUCGGCGACACUUAUCGGACCUCAGCGUUGAUAGACUUCUUCAUGGCCAUGAAUCCAGUUUAUGCCUUCAAAGAAGUGUCAUUUUUACAUUAUUUGGUCAAUAUUUGA